This is a messenger RNA of Blumeria graminis f. sp. triticale, 345 nucleotides long. Lineage: Eukaryota; Fungi; Ascomycota; Leotiomycetes; Helotiales; Erysiphaceae. The record is from the annotation of a GenBank genome assembly.
AUGGACGACCACUCAUGUUCACUAACUCUACCAAUAACGGUUGAAUUCAUGGGCGGUCUGGAGAUGCUCUUCAACAACCAGCGCACAUUAAGCAUCAGCGUACCGGCGAAAAUGCCGCUGGCGGCAGGCGGCCAGGCUCCCACGACGCUCGGUUGGCUUAUAGUGCAUCUCUGUGCCGAGCACAUGACGGACGCGCGAAAGGACAUGUUCGUCCUUGACGGUCACGUCCGCCCAGGCAUCCUCGUCCUAAUCAAUGAUGCCGACUGGGAGCUGGAGGGCGAAGGUACAUACACACUGCAAGCUAAUGACAACAUACUUUUUGUCUCAACUCUUCACGGUGGUUGA